Molecule: messenger RNA, 468 nt
Organism: Cotesia congregata
Lineage: Eukaryota; Metazoa; Arthropoda; Insecta; Hymenoptera; Braconidae
Source: the annotation of a GenBank genome assembly
AUGUACGGAGUUAAUUACCAAGAACUGACUAACAGGAUGCUCUCUUCAAUGGAUGAGUUCCAAGAAGCAUUCCAGUUGUUUGACAGCCGUGGAGAUGGCAAGAUCCACGUGUCCCAAAUUGGCGAUGCCCUAAGGGCUCUAGGGCAAAACCCCACCGAGUCAGACGUCAAAAAAUUCACCCACCAGCACAAGCCAGAUGAGCGCAUCAGUUUUGAAGUUUUUUUGCCAAUUUAUCAAGCUAUUAGCAAGUCUCGCACGUCUGACACUGCUGAUGAUUUCAUCGAGGGAUUACGUCACUUUGAUAAAGAUGGAAAUGGUAUCAUUUCCUCAGCUGAGUUGAGACACCUGUUGACUACUCUUGGUGAGAAACUGAGCGAUGAAGAAGUUGAAACACUCUUGGCUGGGCACGAAGAUUCUCAGGGAAAUAUUAAUUACGAAGAAUUUGUCCGUCAUGUUAUGUGCGGUUAA